AUGCCGCCGACGACAAAUGAUGAAUUUUGGACCACGACUGAAAGCCAGAGGCUGACCGCGGUUACAGAUCACGUCGUCCAAGCCUCGAACGCAGAUAUCACAUCGACAAGGCAGUAUAUGGACAACGAGCUGCUCUCACUUGAACGCUACAGGCUCUCCAUUCUGACCCACAAAAAUCUACUCGCACCCGUCUCUCGUAUACCACCAGAAAUUAUGGCCGCCAUCUUCGCUCUUGUGGCGCCACUCUUAGACUCGCGCCUCGAACUCGAGAGGACCUACAAUAUGGGUCCCUUUCAAGAUCAUGUCGAACAAGAUCGUGCUCGGGAGCUCGAAGAUAUUCGCUCGCUCAUCUCCGCAUCUCAGGCUUGUUCUCGAUGGAGGGAUAUCGCCUUGCGCUGCGCGACGUUAUGGGCUAACGUUUGGCAUGAGAACCCUUGGUGGGGCCAGGAGAUGUUGAAACGUGCACGCAGCGUUCCACUCCAGUUUUUUUCUAUCCACUCAUCCGGUACCGACGCUUCCAUCCGUAAAAUCAUUUCGUCCCACACCUUCCGGAGGUUAUGUGCACCUAUCGACGACACGGACUUAGGAGACGCACUUUCACGCCCUGCACCAUGGCUCGAGAUCGCGCAUCUGGCUCUCGGUGCUCUCCGAACCACUGAUCCUUGCAUUCCAUCCCAUCUCUUCUUCCGAAACGCCCCCCGCUUGCGCUGCUUGCGUAUCGAAGGCGACUUGGGCUAUGGCGAACUGCUACAAUCCCCCAUUCUCCAUAACCUUUCACGCCUAGAGCUCUAUUCUGAACACACGCGCGCCCCAAUUCCGUCCAUCUCGCACCUGCUUGAUGCGCUCAAGCAGAUGCCGCGUCUUCAAGUUCUCGCUCUCGAGGAUGUCCUUCCCCCCCAGCCUCUGCAACUGCAAGCAUCUACAUCUGCUUCGGAAAAUAUUGUUCAAUUGCCGCACCUUAUCCAUCUCAGCCUCCGAGGACUUUCUGGGGGAUGCGUAAAUCUCGCGCAAAACAUUGUUGCUCACCCGGAUUGCCGCCUCGAAUAUUACAUUUGCCAUAACGGCGAUGUCGACCUGUGUUUGCCAACAGCUACCAUUCCUCCCCUUAUCAACGUAGUCCCCGGCUUCUCGUCCAUCCCUAUGCGCGCUCUCUGGAUGGACCUCGAGUCCUGCAUGGCUGAGCCUUAUAUAGCAUGUUGGAAUGUCGGGUUUUCCUGUCUGGGCAGCAGCUUUGAUACGGACAUGAAUAAUGGCAAGAAGUUCGGCGCACAGUACUCUGAUUACGGGGAUACCGGUGAUGCAUACCACAGGGAGGAAGUGGACUAUGACAUCGUGACCCGCAUUUGCGAUCACUUACGGCUGGACUGUGUGGAGGACCUCCGCGUAAACCAGAGGCUCCGCAUCACCAUGUCUCGAUUCGGAUUUUGGCCCCGUCUUCUUCGCCGUCUCCCUCGCCUCGAGAGACUUAUCCUAGGCGCAGCCUCAUCCCUCAAGAUACUCGAACUGAUAGGAAACCCUUCAGCUUUCUCCGCUCAUAUUGCCAUCGAGCAGCAAGCGGAAGAAGACGUUCCACUUGUUCCACUUUUAUUUUGUGUUUGCCUUCCGAAUUGGGGAUUCCAUCCCAGUAAUCCAAUCCCGGAGCGCUUGCUCGACUGCCUCCGCGGCCUUUCCUCUCGGGUCGGAGGCCUUCCUCUACGCGAACUUCAUAUCGUCAAUUGUAGGAUCACCGCAGCCCAGGUCGCUUCUUUCGAGAGUGUUGCAGAGUCGGUGAUAUGGGACGGUAUCACUGGAGGCGACUAUGCCUGCAUAACGUACAACCCUGAUUUCGAUUCUGAUGAAGAUGAAGAUGACGACGACUAG
This is a messenger RNA of Stereum hirsutum FP-91666 SS1, 1860 nucleotides long. RefSeq lists its product as uncharacterized. The transcript is spliced from 2 exons. NCBI's taxonomy places the organism in Eukaryota, Fungi, Basidiomycota, Agaricomycetes, Russulales, Stereaceae. Bases 1 to 1860 code for a protein of 619 amino acids. Gene Ontology annotation, molecular function: protein binding. The record is from RefSeq and is a predicted model, not a curated record.